Molecule: messenger RNA, 780 nt
Organism: Scaptodrosophila lebanonensis
Lineage: Eukaryota; Metazoa; Arthropoda; Insecta; Diptera; Drosophilidae
Product: trypsin-4
Exons: 3
Coding region: 1-780 (259 amino acids)
Biological process (GO): proteolysis
Molecular function (GO): serine-type endopeptidase activity
Source: RefSeq, a predicted model, not a curated record
AUGAAGAAUCUGCAUGAAGCUAUUCUUCUGCUUUUAUACUGCUGGACUGGCGGCGUUAGAGGCGUUAACUCAAGGCCCGGACGCAUAGUUAAUGGACAUGAAGCACAUGAGGGCGAAUUUCCCUACCAGAUUUCACUACGCCGCCAGAUGAUUCACAUUUGUGGUGCCUCGGUCCUGGAGGACAGCUGGGCCUUAACAGCCGCCCAUUGCGUCGAAGGGUAUGAGGAGGAACCCAAACUUUUCACCUUACGACUGGGUAGCAUUCAACGUUCCAGCGGUGGCAGUAUCUUGGAAGUCCGGAAUAUCUAUAGACAUCCCAUGUACGAUCCCGAAGACAUGAAUUUCGACCUUGCGUUGUUACGUACUGCCGCCAAUGCAGUUCGCAGCGUUCCCAAUGUGUCACCAAUCCGUCUGCCAGAGGCCUCCGAGCUAGUUCCAGAGAAUACCGAAGCUAUUGUCUCCGGCUGGGGGCAUAUGAGCACUGAUGAGCAGAUUCUCUCACCCGUGCUGAAAUAUACGACUGUGAUGACGGUUAAUCAGGAGAAGUGUCAAGCUGAUUUGAGCGAGCACGGCGGAAUUACUGAUGCAAUGUUCUGUGCAGCUGCACGUAAUACUGAUGCCUGUCAGGGAGAUAGCGGUGGACCUAUUAGUGUUAACGAAACACUCAUUGGCAUUGUGUCUUGGGGCGUGGGUUGUGCAGAUCCAUAUUAUCCGGGAGUUUACACACGUCUUUCUUAUCCGCCCAUCAGGCGUUGGAUACGGUUGAUGACCAAAUUGUAA